Messenger RNA from Vicia villosa (hairy vetch), 1869 nucleotides. RefSeq lists its product as uncharacterized. Gene Ontology annotation, molecular function: zinc ion binding; nucleic acid binding. The record is from RefSeq and is a predicted model, not a curated record. Lineage: Eukaryota; Viridiplantae; Streptophyta; Magnoliopsida; Fabales; Fabaceae. Bases 1 to 1869 code for a protein of 622 amino acids. The transcript is spliced from 2 exons.
AUGGAGAUGAUAUUUCAGGCUAUCCAGUGUACUGAAGAAGAAAAGGUAAUCUCUACGGCUCAAAAGAUGAAAGGACCGGCAGUUAGAUGGUGGAAUACGGAAUCUACGUAUUUCACUAACCGAGGGAUUCCAAAGGAUUGGCAACAUUUCAAGACAGCUUUCUUGGAGAAGUACUACCCCAACAGUGUGCGUGCUUUGAAAGAGCGUGAGUUUCAGUCCUUCAAACAAGGCAACAUGUCGGUAUCUGAAUAUGCUGAGAAGUUUGAGGACAUGGCUGCCUAUUUCGGACAAGCAGCUUAUGCACCAGAUGAGUUGUGGAAGAUUGAUCAGUUCCUCAUGGGGCUGAAUGCCGAUAUUGUACACAGUGUGUCUCAAAGGGAGUUUACCACUUAUGCUGAAUGUCUGAGACAAUGCUAUGUUGCUGAGAACACAUUGAAGAGGCUCCAAGAGGAAAAAGAGCAGAACAGGCCGGUUCGUAGGGAUCAUGGAAGGUCGGGACAGCAUUUGAAACCCCGUACUUCUCCAGCGGUGAAGAAACAAAAACAUGAUGGUAACUUAACUCAACCUCCUUGGUGUGGCAAGUGCAACAAGAAGCAUCAUGGGAAUUGUAGGCCGGAUUUUGGAAAUUGUUACAAGUGCCAUCAACCAGGGCAUUAUGCGAGGGAUUGUACUGCCCCAAAUGUUCUUGAGAAGGCUAAAGGUCGUGUUUACACCUUGGACGCUAGGAAGGCCCAAGGAAACACUAAUUUUGUUGCUGGUACGUGUUAUGUUAAUGAUCAGUCCUUGUUUGUGCUAGUUGAUUGUGGAGCAACACAUUCUUUUAUUUCUUAUCCUUGUGUGCGGAGGCUUGGUUUUAAGACGAGUCUUCUUCCUAAUCCUAUGAUUAUCUCGUCGGCUACGGACGAUGUAGUGGAAGCUCGGGAAAUUUGUAGGGAGUGUUCUAUUACCUUCAAUGGUCGUAGAUUCCUGAUUGACCUUAUUUGUCUACCGCUUAAGAAGAUCGAUGUAGUGCUGGGAAUGGACUGGUUGUCAGCUAACUCGGUGUACAUCGGUUGUAAAGAGAAGACUAUCUUCAUCCUUGCUGUGGAGACUACAUCAACCGAUGCCAUUGAACAUCUCCUUGAAGGUACGAUUAACAUGGUCAACUACCUUUUUACUCAAGAGAAGUCUUUCCUUUUUGUUCUUACGUUGGACUCCAAGGACAAGGAGAGUGUAUUGGAGAUUCUGGUUGUGUGUGAAUUUUCCGAUGUAUUUCCUGGGGAUGUUACUUCUCUUCCGCCGAAAAGGGAAGUUGAAUUCUCUAUUGAUCUUGUUCCGGGUACCGCUCCAGUUUCGAUUGCCCCUUAUCGAAUGUCUCCUGCAGAGCUAAGGGAGUUGAAAAAUGACAUCUUGAUCUACUCUCGGACUAUUGAAGAGCACAUGGAGCAUUUGAGGAUUAUGUUGUCGGUUCUUAGAGAAAAGCAGUUGUUUGCGAAGUUUAGUAAGUGUGAGUUCUGGAUGUCCGAAGUUAAGUUUCUUGGACAUGUCAUAUCUGGCGGCAGCGUAGCUGUAGACCCUUCAAAGGUAGAAGCAGUGAUAAAUCGGGAACGACCUAAGAAUGCAAUUGAAGUUCGUAGUUUCCUAGGCUUGGCAGGUUACUAUCGAAGGUUCAUUAUGGGCUUUUCCAAAUUGGCAUUACCUUUGACCAGACUUACAAGGAAGGAAGUUUCAUUCAAAUGGAAUUCAGAAUGUGAGAAGAGUUUUCAGAAGCUCAAGGAGAAACUGACUACUGCUCUAGUGUUGGUGAUCCCAGAUCCAAACCGAUCUUAUGAAGUUUUUUGUGAUGCUUCUAAGAAAGGUUUAGGUGGAGUGUUGAUGCAAGAUGGGUAG